UACACAAAAUGCCACGAAUGGCCUUAACAAAACAACUCUUCACAACUCUCCUGCACGCUUGCUCUUCACGCCCAAACCAUCUCAAACAAAUCCAUGCACUCAUCCUCACCACAGGCCUCUCCAUCAAGAACGCUCUCAUCACCCAACUCUUAACAAACCUCACCCUUUUGGGCGACAUGAUUUACGCGCGUAAACUGUUCGACGAAAUGCACAAACCAAGAACGUUUCUCUGGAACACUCUUAUUAAAGGGUACGUUAAAAACGAUAUACCCAUUGAAGCUGUUUCAGUUUAUAGCCAAAUGCAUUGUUUAAAUAUCAUUCCUGACAGAUUUACUUAUCCGUUUGUUGUGAAGGCGUGCGGGGAUUUGAUUGAUAUGUGGGCUGGUUUGGCUGUGCAUGGACACGUGGUGAAACACGGGUUGGAGUUUGUUGCAGUGGUGAGGACUGAGUUGGUGAUCAUGUAUGUGAAGUUUGGGGAGGUGGGUUUGGGUGAGUUCUUGUUUGAGAGUAUGAUAGAGAGGGAUUUAGUGGCGUGGAAUGCGUUGAUUUCUUCUUGUGUGCAAAUGGGGCAAGCUAGUAAGGGUCUUGCAUUAUUUCGUAGAAUGAGGGAGGUUGGGAUUAAGCCUGAUGCUGUCAGUAUUGUGAGUGCUCUUUCAGCUUGUGGUCAAUUGGGGUGUUUGGAGAUUGGUGAGGAGAUUUAUGAGUUUGCAGCAAAAGAAGGAAUCGAGUGUAAUGUAAUAGUUGAGAAUGCGCGUCUUGAUAUGUAUGUGAAAUGUGGUAGCGUUGAGUUGGCAAUGGCUUUGUUUGAGGAAAUGAUGCAUAGGAAUGUUGUUUCUUGGAGUACUAUGAUUGUAGGGUACGCAAUGAAUGGGGAGAGUGAAAAGGCAUUGGCACUGUUUACUAGGAUGCAGAGUGAGGGAUUGCGUCCAAACUAUGUAAGUUACCUUGGGGUUUUAUCAGCAUGUAGCCAUGCUGGCUUAGUAAGAGAAGGUCGAGUAUAUUUUGAUGUCAUGGCUCGAUCAAAUAACAAAAAUAUUCAACCUAGAAAAGAACAUUAUGCUUGCAUGGUUGAUCUUUUUGGCCGAUCAGGACAUCUAGAGGAGGCAUAUAACUUCAUCAAGAGUAUGCCUAUGGAACCAGAUUCAGGAGUCUGGGGGGCUCUAUUGGGUGCUUGUGCAAUACAUAACAAUGUAAAAUUAGGUCAGCAUGUGGCAGAUUUGCUCUUUGAAGUAGCUCCUGAUAUUGCUUCCUAUUAUGUGUUAUUGUCUAAUAUGUAUGCAGCUGCCGGGAGGUGGGAUUGUGUUGGUAAAGUUAGACUGAGGAUGAGAAAGAAAGGCAUUAAGAAAGUUGCUGCUUAUAGCUCAGUCUUAAGUGAUGGGAAAGUACACAUUUUCCAUGGAGGAGACAGAUCACAUUCACAAUCACCUUUGAUAUAUGAGAAACUGGGGGAUUUGCUGAAACAGAUAAAGAGCAUGGGAUACAUUCCGAAAACUAAUUAUGUGUUCCAUGACGUGGAAACAGAGGAAAAGGAAGCCACACUCAACACUCACAGCGAAAAGCUUGCCAUUGCUUUUGGUCUUAUGAAUGUAAGAUUAGAGUUACCCAUUAGGGUGAUUAAGAACUUGAGGGUUUGUGAAGAUUGCCAUACUUUUUCUAAAUUUGUUUCUAAAAUUACCAUGAGGGAUAUCAUCAUGAGAGAUAAGAACCGUUUUCACCAUUUCAGAAGUGGUGUUUGUUCAUGCAAGGACUUCUGGUAAUUGUGAAUGGUAAUUCCCCGUUUGAAGCUGGACAAAGACCGGAAAGCUGUAUUCAUGUCCAUUUUUCUCAAUCAUGACAUGUGGUUGGAGCUCAAAAGUUUAAUCAAAAAGGUUCAGUCUCUAGUCAAAGUAGCAGACUCGAGCUCUAAAACCAUUCAAUAUUGAAUUGAGCUUCAGCAACAUUCUCUGCCCUUGACAAAGAGCAUCUAUUUGGAUCCAUGCCAAAGUUAGGGCAGGAAGUUUCUCUAGGUAGCUGAUGAACCAUCUUUUGCCUGAAAUUGUCAAGUAAGCUUCAAUGUGUCUAAUCAGGUUUUAACAUACAGCUGCGAUCUUAUAUAGAAAGAUUUCUGAUAUAAAGUGACCGACUUUUGAUUUGAUAUUUGGGCAGUUAUGCUUUCUAGUAUCUUACAUUGUCAGUUGAAAAUCCCAAUUUGAUGUCCCGUAUUUGAAGUUCCUCUUAUGCUUGAAGUGCUGCAAUAUAUUGCACGUGUGAAACUCCCAUCAGGAUUGGAGGUUCUAUAAAAUUGGAACAAUAAACUGCAUCUCUAAAUUUCUGAUGAACCUCCACUAUCAGUUGUAUCACCCGGGGGAAACAUAUCAUUGGAUUUGCACAAGUCAGUCUUCAUUUAUAAAGGAGAAGAAAAUCAUCAGUGUUCAAGCAUCAUGAGUACCAUACGUUUGGCAGGGCAAAAGAAAUAAAC
This is a messenger RNA of Pistacia vera, 2458 nucleotides long. RefSeq names its product pentatricopeptide repeat-containing protein At2g01510, mitochondrial. Gene Ontology annotation, biological process: RNA modification. The transcript has 2 exons. The coding region runs from base 9 to 1757 and encodes 582 amino acids. Lineage: Eukaryota; Viridiplantae; Streptophyta; Magnoliopsida; Sapindales; Anacardiaceae. Gene Ontology annotation, molecular function: RNA binding; protein binding; zinc ion binding. The record is from RefSeq and is a predicted model, not a curated record.